AUGAAUAAAGAAAUUCGAGGAGUACCGAUUAAAAAAUAUUUCACAAAUUUAGCAUCAAAGGAUGUUGAAAUCGAGGAAAACAAUGUUGCCUUCAGAUGUGUCAAUAAUCGAUUUCACGUUUACGCAAUUAUUUUUAUAAUAUGGGGAAUCUUGGCUGUGGUGAUGUUUUCUACAGCCUUAUUCAGCACUCAGACAUUUCUCGACACUUUUGGUCAAGGUCAUCAUGAACAAUUUAUUGUACGAUUUUUUAUUGUGAUUAUCAUAAAAAUUAUCAUUAUUCUUGUUGGCUUAUUUCUCAUUUAUCAAUGUUUUGUUUUUAAUUUAUGCAGGAAAUAUUUUGAUCAUAUUAGAAGCAUUGAUUUACCCAUGCAAGAAGCAACAGAACUACAAGAUAUUUCGGAAAAAAAUCAAAUUCUUCAAAGUGAUCUUUGA
Dracunculus medinensis (Guinea worm) is the source of this 432-nucleotide messenger RNA. The record is from the annotation of a GenBank genome assembly. Lineage: Eukaryota; Metazoa; Nematoda; Chromadorea; Rhabditida; Dracunculidae.